AAAGGAAAGCCUGUUCUGCCUGUUUGCUAUGACUAAUAAACGCCCUAACAUAAACAAAUUGCUUAUAAGUAGUUCGCUAUAUAGACUAACGUUACAACGUUUUUCUUCUGACAUAACGUUACAGCGGCCAUUGAAAAUCUCAUCAUGGACAUCCCCAUCCAGUAUCCCUGGUACCGUCGGGCCUUCCCACAUCGACUCUCUGACCUCGCCUUGGCAGAACCUCUCACUGAUUGGCCACUAAUCUGGCCCUUGCCCUGGUCCUUCCCCUGGAUGCGCCCUUCGUUCACGCGCUGGUUUAACUGGUCCGACAAUGGACACAGUGAGAUGCGCAUUGAAAAGGAUCGCUACGUCAUUUACCUGGAUGUGAAGCAUUUCUCACCUGACGAGCUGUCUGUCAGUGUCAGUGAUGAGUUCAUCACGAUACACGCCAAGCAUGAAGACAGACAGGACGACCACGGAUUUGUGUCCAGAGAGUUUCUGAGAAAGUACAGGCUUCCUGCUGGCGUGUUAAGUGCUGACGUCACCUCCAGUCUGUCAUUUGAUGGUGUGCUUACAAUCACUGCACCUCGGUCAUCUCCUGGCCCAGAGCGCAGUAUUCCUAUUUCCUGUGAAGAUGGAACACCAAAACAGAAAAUGUAGAGCAGAGUCUGACGCUCCUGCCACUGUUUCACUACUAACCCCAAGUGCUGCCUGUUUUUAUAUUUAACCUGUUACAGUUUUGUUGGCAGUUCAGUACACACAGUAGGCGGUGCAUACAAGUCUAGAUGUCUGUAAGUGCAAGUGCCUUCUAAUAAACCGGUAUCUAAAUUCUUACUCAAUGUUAUUCUGAUGUCUCUGUAAGACAAUGGUGCUUUAAAACCAAAGGCUAAUAUGUUGAGCCCAUGUAACAGAGUAGCACACGGGGUGAGGUGCAGGAUAAUGAGAGUUAAUUUCCCUAUCACAAGCCUACAGAAUCACUCUUUAAACCAUACCUCUCGGCCAAAAACGUUCACACCACUGUGCAUGUAAAUGACACAUUAAGGACAUCUAAUCAUAUAUUGAAAGGCAUUUCCUUACUUGGAUCAGGCAUUUGAAUGUUAUAUAAUGUCUGUACUGGCCCUGCAGUUUAGUGACAGAAUUGUAAGCAUUUGUUAAUUGAACCCAAACUAGCUUGCAGAACCUAUUAGUUUGACAGGGAAAUGCUUAAAUGUUUAAGGGAGUGGAAAUGUAAAGACUUCUGCUCAAAAUUGUCCACAGAAGAUGAUAACAGACUAAACUUGUUAAAUUGAAUUGUAUCUACAGUACUCAGUACUGUCUGAGUGGGUAUAAGUAAGAUGCCAACUAUGCUUUGUUUUUUCUUUGAGAAUAGUCUUGGUUUCUGUUUGUGUGAGGAGGAGGUAGUUCUCUGGAGGCAUAUACAGUCAUUUUUAGUUUGUUCACUAAACGAAAAAGCCACCAAAGGACUUGGGACCAGGUGUGUAUUUGUUGAGAGGAAGAAAGAGGGUGAAUGAGGGGAAAGUAGUGGACAUGGGAGGCACUGAUGUUUGGAGACAGACAGCUUUUAUCACUGGGCUCCUUUUCUGCAGGGGAUGCAUGGCCUCUGAGCUGCUAAGGAAAGUAUGUGAAUUUAUGUGAGAGUGAGCUCAUAGAUGCAAGAAUUACAGCUCUAUCAUUCCUUCAUAUUGGGAACAACUCUCUGGCAUAUUAACACAGAAAACAACAAUAGAAUAAAUGUUGGAACUCAAACUCA
This is a messenger RNA of Siniperca chuatsi (mandarin fish), 1729 nucleotides long. Its product is annotated as alpha-crystallin B chain-like. Lineage: Eukaryota; Metazoa; Chordata; Actinopteri; Centrarchiformes; Sinipercidae. The transcript has 4 exons. Bases 145 to 639 code for a protein of 164 amino acids. The record is from RefSeq and is a predicted model, not a curated record. Gene Ontology annotation, molecular function: protein folding chaperone. Gene Ontology annotation, biological process: response to heat; protein refolding.